CAGGCCCCCGCCCGGCCGCGCCCCGCUGCCCGACCCCGGCGUCACCAUGCGAGGAGGCGGCUUCGGAGACCGCGACCGGGACCGGGACCGCGGAGGGUUUGGAGCAAGAGGAGGUGGAGGCCUGCCCCCAAAGAAAUUCGGUAAUCCUGGGGAGCGUUUGCGCAAGAAGAAGUGGGACCUGAGCGAGCUGCCAAAGUUCGAGAAGAAUUUUUAUGUGGAGCACCCUGAGGUGGCCAGGCUCACCCCGUACGAGGUUGAUGAACUGCGCCGGAAGAAGGAGAUCACAGUAAGAGGGGGAGAUGUUUGUCCUAAGCCAGUGUUUGCCUUCCAUCAUGCUAACUUUCCCCAGUAUGUGAUGGAUGUGUUAAUGGAUCAGAACUUCACAGAACCAACUCCGAUUCAGUGCCAAGGAUUUCCAUUGGCUCUUAGUGGCCGAGAUAUGGUGGGCAUUGCCCAAACUGGCUCUGGGAAGACUUUGGCGUAUUUGCUGCCUGCAAUUGUUCAUAUCAACCAUCAGCCAUAUUUGGAGAGGGGGGAUGGCCCAAUUUGCCUGGUUCUGGCGCCUACCCGAGAACUGGCCCAGCAAGUACAGCAAGUAGCUGAUGAUUACGGUAAAUGCUCUCGAUUGAAGAGUACUUGCAUAUAUGGAGGUGCUCCGAAAGGUCCCCAGAUUCGAGAUUUGGAGAGAGGUGUUGAAAUCUGCAUAGCCACUCCUGGUCGCCUGAUAGAUUUUCUGGAAUCAGGAAAAACCAAUCUUCGCCGUUGUACUUACCUUGUGUUGGAUGAGGCUGACAGGAUGCUUGAUAUGGGUUUUGAGCCUCAGAUUCGAAAGAUUGUGGACCAAAUCAGGCCUGACAGACAGACGCUGAUGUGGAGUGCCACCUGGCCAAAAGAGGUUCGACAACUUGCUGAGGAUUUCCUUCGUGACUACACCCAGAUCAAUGUGGGGAAUCUGGAGCUGAGUGCCAACCACAACAUCUUGCAGAUUGUGGAUGUUUGCAUGGAAAGCGAGAAGGACCACAAACUCAUCCAGCUGAUGGAGGAAAUAAUGGCUGAAAAAGAAAACAAGACCAUAAUCUUUGUGGAGACAAAGAGACGGUGUGAUGACCUGACCCGAAGGAUGCGCAGAGAUGGGUGGCCAGCUAUGUGUAUCCAUGGAGACAAGAGUCAACCAGAAAGAGAUUGGGUACUCAAUGAAUUCCGUUCUGGGAAGGCUCCCAUCCUCAUUGCUACGGAUGUAGCCUCUCGUGGGCUAGACGUGGAAGAUGUUAAGUUUGUGAUCAACUAUGACUACCCAAACAGCUCCGAGGAUUAUGUGCACCGGAUUGGCCGGACAGCCCGGAGCACCAACAAAGGCACCGCCUACACAUUCUUCACCCCGGGAAACUUAAAACAAGCUAGGGAACUAAUCAAAGUGUUAGAGGAGGCCAAUCAGGCCAUCAACCCGAAACUGAUGCAGCUGGUGGACCACAGAGGAGGUGGUGGAGGCGGGGGUGGUCGUUCUCGAUACCGUACCACCUCUUCGGUCAACAAUCCCAAUCUGAUGUACCAGGAUGAGUGUGACCGCAGGCUUCGAGGAGUUAAAGAUGGUAGCCGGAGAGACUCUGGAAGCUAUCGUGAUCGUGGAGAUACGGACAGAGCUGGUUAUGCUAAUGGUAGUGGCUAUGGCAGUCCCAAUUCUGCCUUUGGAGCUCAAGCAGGCCAAUAUACCUAUGGCCAAGGCACCUAUGGGGCAGCUGCUUAUGGCACCAGUGGCUAUGCAGCUCAGGAGUACGGGGCUGGCACCUAUGGUGCUAGUAGUACUGCCACGACUGGGAGAAGCUCUCAGAGCUCCAGCCAGCAGUAUAGUGGCUUGGGCCGGUCCGGGCAGCAGCCUCAGCCUCUGAUGUCUCAGCAAUUUCCACAGCCUCCUGGGGCUACUAACAUGAUAGGUUACAUGGGGCAGGCCGCCUACCAGUAUCCCCCACCUCCGCCUCCCCCGCCUCCCUCCCGUAAAUGAAGCCACUCAGGCGGUGGUGAGACGUGUCCAGACCUUUUACUUACGUUUAAAGGAACUCUCUUUCCUUUUUACUUUCUUCCCUUUUUUUUUCUUUUAACCAUUGUGAUUUGUCUUUCAUGCAGGUUAGUUAGAGUUCCGCUGCCAGAUUUCUUCUGCCCGCCAAAAUGAUCCAGUCCAUAUUACAAAUUUUGUAAAAAAAAAAAUAUAUAUAGCUGACUGGAAACGUUCCCUUUUUUUUCCCUCCAACUUCUUGCAUGUUGAGGAAAUUUGAGCUGAGCUUUCUUUUCUCUUAAAAGGAAAAAAAGUGGGCAUUGGCAAUUCAGUCCUAGCCCAUUUUUUGUUUUGUCUAAGUUACAGAGUUGGGUGGGAGGGAGAUUUGCAGUGUAGCACAGGAGAGCACAGCGUCCAUGCUUUCAUGUGCUCAUGUGACUGGGGUGCAGGGAGAGCAUGCAGAGCAUUUGCUAUGAUGUUCUAAAUUCUCUGAAAGUAGCUUGGAGUUGAGUUCUUUUAAUGGGCACUGGGCACUGUUUCUAAGCUCCCAUAUUUUAAGGUUUUACUUGGUUGAUUGCCAGUUAAACAUUUCAUGGCAACCAAAUUCAAAUUGGAUUGGGUAUUUAACUCUGCCUCCUCCCACCUUCCAUGUCACCCACUUCCCUGAAAAGUCAUCUUAAUGGGUCUGCCUUUCUUAAUGAAAAGCAGCCAUUGAUGGUCAGCCGUAAUGUCAUGGAAAUUAGUUUGCUGAGAAUCUGGAUUUAACUAUGGCCAGAAAUAACAAGCUGGUGUUUAAAAUGAAUGUCUUUAAUUUGAAAAAACCAUGAGUAUUUUCUGGGAUGGUUAAAGUAUAGCAUCUCAGCAGCUGGGUGGGAGCUGCCUGUAUCUAUCUAUUCCUCACAUUGCCAGGGACCAUCUGUGAAAGUCAGUUUCCAUCCAGACAGCUGCUGUGGGCAAGACUGACAGAAAUGCCCACGAAACAAAGCAGAUUUUUAUUAACCAUUUAAUUCCAUGCAUUCACCUGCAGGAUAUAAAGGACCUUUAGUUGCAGAGAAUUUUCUGAAUCUGUGCAGUGAACAGGGUUUUCCUAUUAUCAUCAGUGUUUACAGAGCUAGGGUGGAAGCCCCUUUUUCCCUAUCAUCCUUUUAUUUUUUUACCCAAAAGGGAUUAGGCAGAGCUGUUCUGAGUUCAUUGGUUUAAAACUCCCUUUAUAACUGAGCUUCUGGGUAUGUUUCUCCAGGAUCCUAUUGUGGUCAGUUUUUACAGGUAGGUAGUAUUUUAGGGAAAGGUUAGGAAAGACUGGAACGUAAGCAUUUAAUUUGCUCUUUCUCCAUCUGAAGGUAGGUGAGUGUUUGCUGUUUGUAGUUAAGCAUGUUGUCUAUUCUCUAAUGUGACUUCAUUUGGCAGAUGGGCCAGGAACGGCAGAUCCUGGAGAGAAUUCCCUGCCCUUGUUGCACAAAAUUUUCUUGUCUCUCCCUAACUAGUUAUUCUGUUGACAUCCUUUGGCAAAGUGGCAGAACCCCAAACUCCUCUCCGAAAGGCCAGUGAGAGAGGCUUUGUUUGGUUAUUGUGGGCAGUUAUGGGGAUGAGUCUCAGUGGGCUGCAUUUCUUCAGCUGAAGGAGUGUACUUGUUGAUUGAUAAGAUCUGGGUUUGGCCUCCCCCAUUUUGAUUUUCUUUAGGGGGAGAAUAAAAGGGAGGGGGUCCUGAGGGCUUCCGAAGGUCUGGUUAAGUGUGCAACGUACAGGUAGGUUGUUAGCAUAAGCUGGAAUUCUGUGCAUGUAAGCUCUUUGGCAUUCAUAUUUCCUUUUUUCCCCUUACCCUCCAUUUCUCUCUGCCCCUCUCUUUUUUUUCUUCUAUUGUGAAAGUUGAGGAUAUGGGGUGGGAGGUGGGGAAAAGCACCUGUUCUGUGGCAAAAAGUUUGCCCUGUGCUGUGUAUCUUUAAACCGAGGCCCCCAAAGAACUUUUGCUGUCCUGAGCACUGAUCAGUCUGUUGUAGAUGUUUUCUUCUCCCCUCAAACAGGUGUGAAACUGUUCACCUGUGAGUUCUCAUGCAGAAGUGCGCCAGGGAGGUAGUCUGCCCUCUCACAGCUCUUAAAAGCUGAUCUUAAUGAGAAGGGUCUCUUGGCAAGCAAGACAGUGUUUAGUCUGCUCCUGCUUCAUUCAUUGUAAAAUGAGAUUAACAGCACAUCUCAAAAGCUCCUGCAGCUUGGAUCUGACAAGUCUGCAAGGGUCCCUCCUGUGCCAUCCUAGGCAUCAGCCUCCCAUGUCCUCAUGCGUUUGGCUCCAAAUGCAGAUUCCAACUGCUAUUAUAUUAAGUACAUAUUCAGAAGGACCUGCAUUGAUAACUACAAUUGCAUUUGUAUCAUUGAAACCCUUUUGGUGGGGAGGGGCUUACUGUGGAAUCGUGGGUUACUUCUGAACCCUCCCUGACAAUUCACUGUGUGGACUUCUCUAACUGAAGGGUCAGUGGCUGGCUUUGUGCGGGAUCAGUGCUUUUGUUCAUGCCCUUGCUGGUCUCUGAACACAUUCCUGUUGCAUUAAGACUUGACUUGAAAGAUUCAUAGAUGUGUAAUGUUCAGGCACAGGAUAUUAAAAGCUAUGUUACUAUUAGUUUGUAAAUUGUCUUUUGAUACCAUCUUGUUUUCUUUUGUAGGUAUAAAUAAAAACACUGUUGACAAUAAAA
Messenger RNA from Vombatus ursinus (common wombat), 4674 nucleotides. RefSeq names its product DEAD-box helicase 17 (gene DDX17). The transcript is spliced from 13 exons. Gene Ontology annotation, molecular function: ATP binding; RNA binding; RNA helicase activity. Gene Ontology annotation, biological process: alternative mRNA splicing, via spliceosome. Gene Ontology annotation, cellular component: cytoplasm; nucleus; ribonucleoprotein complex. The coding region runs from base 47 to 1999 and encodes 650 amino acids. Lineage: Eukaryota; Metazoa; Chordata; Mammalia; Diprotodontia; Vombatidae. The record is from RefSeq and is a predicted model, not a curated record.